Messenger RNA from Cryptococcus deneoformans JEC21, 1107 nucleotides. RefSeq lists its product as hypothetical. NCBI's taxonomy places the organism in Eukaryota, Fungi, Basidiomycota, Tremellomycetes, Tremellales, Cryptococcaceae. Bases 370 to 918 code for a protein of 182 amino acids. The record is from RefSeq and is a predicted model, not a curated record. The transcript has 2 exons.
AUCACAAUAAAAACUACUGCGUAAGUUGUGGAGCCUAACGGCUGUACCCUGGAUAAUGAUGUAAUUCCUCAAAAGGGACGAUAUGACACCAAACAUACCCUUUUACGAAGAAGACUCAACAACGACGACGGAGUGUCCGACAUUACAAGCUGUCUUUUAUGACGUUAUCACGGUAUUUUGGUAGUCACACCUCAGUUCAAGUCCCAUAUGGCCAUCUGCCUACAGAAUCAUAUAUAAUCUUGUGGAAUGGACAGGAUAAUCCCUUUCCCUUUCAUCAACGAGCCCUGCUCUAUUCAUAAACCAACACUCACUUUUACCAGUUCCGAGCGCCGUUGCCUCUAAUAACAAACACCUGUAUAGAUCAUCACCAUGUCUGAAAAAAAGGAGACUAGACGCAUGGGGCAGAAGAAAAAGCCUCAGCAGGAACAGCAGGAGGAGGAACAACCUCAGCAGGAGCAGCAGGAAGAGGAACAGCCUCAGGAAGAGGAACAGGAGCAGGAAGAGGAACAGCCUCAGGAAGAUGAACAGGAGCAGGAGCAGGAGCAGGAGCAGGAGCAAGAGCAGGAGCAGGAGCAGCCUGAGCAAGAGCAGCCGCAGCCUCAACAGGAACUCCAGCAGCAACGCCCUAGCCAAGGCAGUCGCAAACCCACACUCAACAUGCCCCCCCCUCCUGGGCCCAAAACCAAUCCGAAGAACCCACCUCGUUCCGAGACCGCCCGUGACCGCGCUCUCGGUCCACUCCGUUCUCACCGUACCCCCCUUCCCAACGAGCUUUCCGAGCUCACCCCCGAGGAGCAGCCCGGUGGUGCACACAAAGACGAUAAGCACUCGUUGAGCAUCAAUAUCUCGCUUGAUUUGCUAGUAGAGGUGCAUUUGACUGCGAGGGUGAAAGGCGAUAUCACUAUUGGGCUGUUGUAAGGUAUUACAGCUUUUCAGACAUUGAGGGAAUAUCAGGAGGGAUGGAUGGGGUUUGCAGAUUUUCCCAACGAAGCUGGUGGUCGUUAAAAAAGCAUUAUUAAGCAUAACAAUGUUGAUAACCCUUUUAUGAUAUAUGUAGCAUAGAGUUUGACGUGAUGUUAAUGACAAAGUCGACCAACUUAAUUGAAC